AUGGCCGAGAAUGAGCCACUAUCACCUAAAACGCCACGCACGCCGGGUACGCCGUACCCUGUUGCAAAUACACAGGCGGUCAACGAGCUGUUGACCAUGAUGAAGGGGACCCUAAAUACCCUCGGGGCAACAUUUGACAGUUUGGGGGAACAAAGUGCGAAAGUUGCCAGUCUAGGCCCUGCACUGGACUCUGCGCAUCAGAUCCAUCAACUGAGGCGGCAAAUGCGUGCCCAGGAAAAACAUCAAGAUGCUCGUAUUACCGACAUUCGGGACUUCGUAAAGGAUGAUUUCAAAGUGCAAAUCGCGGAUUUGAUGAAGGAACAAAUCCAAGAUCAGAUUAAGAAUGAGAUUGCGAUGCAGACAAGAGCGGAAGUCGAUUCACAAAUAACCGAACACUUACCGAUCCCACUGCAUGUCCAAGCGCAGGAGAGUCAGCAGCAACUGACGGAAGUGCGCGUGCAACUAAAGAACAGCGAGGCUCGACGUAAUAACAGUCAUGUAAAGUCGACGAACCUGGACGAGCCCCUUUCUGCUGUGCUCAAGAAAGACGGCUCUGAAAGCGUCUUGUGGCCGAAAACAUUACGCUUCCUCUUUUCAUACGAGCUGGAUCAGGCCCGCGCGUUGGUUAAAGACUUUGGCCUCGUGGAACACGAACUACGGGAAGGUAACAUCAACCGCUUCAUGGCCUUCAUCGGCAUUCAAUUCCAUCUGAUACCACCGAUUUACAAGUGCGUCACUACAAUUUCCGGUUUCCCUAACAACUUCGUUGCUGAUUGA
Messenger RNA from Cantharellus anzutake, 777 nucleotides. RefSeq lists its product as uncharacterized. The transcript is spliced from 5 exons. The record is from RefSeq and is a predicted model, not a curated record. Bases 1 to 777 code for a protein of 258 amino acids. Lineage: Eukaryota; Fungi; Basidiomycota; Agaricomycetes; Cantharellales; Hydnaceae.